Molecule: messenger RNA, 1930 nt
Organism: Setaria italica (foxtail millet)
Lineage: Eukaryota; Viridiplantae; Streptophyta; Magnoliopsida; Poales; Poaceae
Product: stearoyl-[acyl-carrier-protein] 9-desaturase 5, chloroplastic
Exons: 3
Coding region: 184-1410 (408 amino acids)
Biological process (GO): fatty acid biosynthetic process
Cellular component (GO): chloroplast stroma
Molecular function (GO): stearoyl-[ACP] desaturase activity
Source: RefSeq, a predicted model, not a curated record
AGGGUAGUAUACCCACCGGCAUCCAUACACGCACCCAGAGGAUCCGGAGAGUACGUCAUGGCUACCUAGCUAGCGAGCUAGUACGUCAUCGGAACUGCCGGCAGCGCUCAUUGCUUGCUUGGCGCCUCUCAUCUUAGCCAGAGCUGCAGAAGCAGAACAUCGCCGAGAUUGAAAGUUGCAGUCAUGUCUCUGGUGAUGGCGGCGGCGGCGGUCCUCCCUUCCUGCGGCGCGUUCGGUGCCCCGACGGCGGCGGCGGCGGCGGCGACCACGCCUCCUUGCACGUGGAGCAGGAGGAGGAGGAGGGCCUUGUCCCCGGUGGUGGCCAUGGCUUCGGCGGCCCAGGUGAGGGCUCCCAACAAGAAGCCCUUCGCCCCUCCCCGCGAGGUGCGGCGGCCGGUGACGCACUCUCUGCCGCCGCAGAAGCGUGAGAUCUUCGAGUCGCUGGACCCAUGGGCGGCGGACAACAUCCUGCCGCUGCUCAAGCCCGUGGAGAGCUCCUGGCAGCCGCAGGACUACCUGCCCGACGCGUCCUCCGAGGCGUUCGUCGACGAGGUCCGCGAGCUCCGGGCCCGCGCCGCGGAGAUCCCCGACGACCUCCUGGUGUGCCUAGUCGGCGACAUGGUCACCGAGGAGGCGCUCCCCACGUACCAGACCAUGCUCAACACCCUCGACGGCGGCGUCCGCGACGAGACCGGCGCGAGCCCCACCAGCUGGGCCGUCUGGACCCGGGCCUGGACCGCCGAGGAGAACCGCCACGGCGACCUCAUGAACAAGUACCUCUUCCUCACCGGCAGGGUCGACAUGCGCCAGGUCGAGAAGACCAUCCAGUACCUCAUCGCCUCAGGAAUGGAUCCGAAGACGGAGACGAACCCGUACCAGGGGUUCAUCUACACGUCGUUCCAGGAGCGGGCGACCUUCAUCUCGCACGGCAACACGGCGCGGCACGCGCGGCGGCACGGCGACGCGGCGCUGGCGCGGGCCUGCGGCGCCAUCGCCGCCGACGAGAGGCGGCACGAGACGGCGUACGAGCGGGUCGUGGGGAAGCUCUUCGAGGUGGACCCGGACUACACGGCGCGGGCCUUCGCCGACAUGAUGCGCAAGAAGGUGGCCAUGCCGGCGCACCUCAUGACCGACGGCCGGGACGAGGACCUCUUCGCGCGGUUCAGCGCCGUCGCGCAGCGGCUCGGGGUGUACACGGCGAGGGACUACGCCGACAUCAUCGAGUUCCUCGUCCGGCGGUGGGGCGUCGCCGACCUCACGGGGCUCUCCGGGGAAGGGCGCCGCGCGCAGGAGUUCGUGUGCUCGCUGGGGCCAAGGUUCAGGAGGCUGGAGGAGAGGGCGCACCACAGGGCAAAGGAAGCGCAGUUCGCGCCAUUCAGCUGGAUCUACGACCGACAAGUUCAGCUCUGACUGACUCACUCUCAGUCUCAGAUUGAUCGAUUUGACAAGUUCAUCAUCAGCUUCAUCAGAUACUGAGCUAGCUGGUGACCCUUAAGAAAUUGCUGUAAGAGAACUUUUUCUUGUUUUGGUCUAUUGGACGCUAUAGCAUGAUAGAAUGCAUGCACGUUUGUUCAUCCUCCCUGAUUUCUGUUCAUGCAUUCCCUGCCCAGCUCUAGUCAAAGGCACACGGCGAAGCGUUUUUACGAGUUCAUACGACGUGGAUCUCGGAUGUUCAAAAUUGUAUGAGCUUGAGUAUAUAGUUCAUCAUGCCAUAGAAGAGAAUUUCUUAAGCAAUGUACUUGAAAGAUCGCCGCAGCAAUGCACUUGAGCAAUACAUGGAUGUAAACUGUAAUAAUCCGUGAAAUCUGUUACUUACAAAUAGAUCCACGCCAUGUUCAACACAAGGACGCCCAGUCACUUCAUAAUCUUUUUUUUAUGAAACAGUCACCUCAUAAUUGCAUGAGCUUGAGCAUUAGUUCAUCUUGAUCAU